Messenger RNA from Sceloporus undulatus (fence lizard), 3553 nucleotides. RefSeq names its product RB binding protein 5, histone lysine methyltransferase complex subunit (gene RBBP5). Gene Ontology annotation, cellular component: Set1C/COMPASS complex. The record is from RefSeq and is a predicted model, not a curated record. NCBI's taxonomy places the organism in Eukaryota, Metazoa, Chordata, Lepidosauria, Squamata, Phrynosomatidae. The transcript is spliced from 14 exons. Bases 583 to 2127 code for a protein of 514 amino acids. Gene Ontology annotation, molecular function: protein binding.
UGUUCUGUUUUCUAGUCUCUGGAGCAGCAGAAAACAAGCUUGCUCCCUCCUCAAUAUGACAUCCUUCAAAUAUCUGACUGCAUUCAGUCAGGGAGGACACAGGGCCUGAGCAGCAGAGGAUUUGAUUUGUGUACAUAUUCCAGAAUCUGAAAUACAAAACAUUUCUGGUCCCAGGUAUUUUGGAUAAGGGAGACUCAGCCUCUGUGUGUUUGCAGAAGGGAUGCCCAUCAUUUCCAUGCAGGGUGACCAGCAGCCCUAACCACAAAGGAAGACAAAGCACUGCAGAAUGUAGGACAUUACAAAGGAAAAACCAAAACCUCUAAUAUAUAAAUAACCAUGCUUCUUAGUCAUGCUCAAAAUGGAGGUCAUUUUGGAAUUCCUCUUGGACAGAAGGUUGAAAUGUAGGGCGUGUUAUGGGAACGGAGGACCUCUGGGAACUUGUUUGUGAUGUAUUGUGUUUAGUCAUGCGUUGGGUGAUCCUGCGGAUGAGGCAGUUUUAUUCAACAGUAUACCACAUGAAUAAAUUAAUCCUUUGGUCAGAACUACCCAGAGGAAGCUGAUGGCACAUUGGACUGUAUUAGUAUGGCCCUUACAUGUACUUUUAACAGGUGGGGCACUCUCUUAGCGGUGGGUUGUAAUGAUGGUCGAAUUGUCAUCUGGGACUUCUUGACAAGGGGCAUAGCAAAAAUCAUCAGUGCCCAUAUCCAUCCAGUCUGUUCUUUAUGCUGGAGUAGAGAUGGUCACAAAUUGGUUAGCGCAUCAACUGAUAAUAUGGUAUCUCAGUGGGAUGUUCUUACAGGUGAUUGUGACCAGAGAUUUCGUUUCCCUUCACCUAUCCUGAAAGUCCAGUAUCAUCCUCGAGAUCAGAACAAGGUCUUGGUAUGCCCAAUGAAGUCUGCCCCAGUCAUGCUAACAUUGUCUGAUUCAAAACAUGUUGUCCUACCAGUGGAUGAUGAUUCUGAUCUGAAUGUGGUGGCUUCUUUUGACCGGCGAGGAGAAUAUAUCUAUACAGGAAAUGCUAAAGGCAAGAUCUUGGUCUUAAAGACAGACACUCAAGACCUUGUUGCUUCAUUCAGAGUAACAACAGGAACUAGCAACACCACAGCUAUUAAAUCUAUAGAGUUUGCUCGAAAAGGAAGUUGCUUCCUAAUAAAUACUGCUGAUCGUAUAAUCAGAGUUUAUGAUGGUCGGGAAAUCUUGACCUGUGGUAGAGAUGGAGAACCAGAACCAAUGCAGAAACUACAGGACUUGGUGAACAGGACACCUUGGAAGAAAUGCUGUUUCUCUGGUGAUGGAGAGUAUAUUGUUGCAGGGUCAGCACGUCAGCAUGCUUUGUAUAUCUGGGAGAAGAGUAUUGGAAACCUAGUGAAAAUUCUUCAUGGCACUAGGGGGGAACUGCUGCUAGAUGUAGCAUGGCAUCCUGUCCGGCCUAUCAUCGCUUCCAUUUCCAGUGGUGUGGUCUCCAUCUGGGCUCAAAAUCAAGUGGAAAACUGGAGUGCUUUUGCACCUGAUUUUAAAGAACUGGAUGAAAAUGUUGAGUACGAGGAACGUGAGUCUGAAUUUGACAUAGAAGAUGAAGAUAAGAGUGAGCCGGAGCAGACAGGUGCUGAUGCGGCAGAAGAUGAAGAAGUGGAUGUAACCAGUGUAGAUCCUAUUGCUGCUUUUUGUAGCAGUGAUGAAGAACUGGAAGAUUCCAAAGCAUUAUUGUAUUUGCCUAUUGCUCCUGAAGUGGAAGAUCCUGAAGAAAAUCCAUAUGGCCCACCACCAGAUGCAAUCCAGACUGCAUUACCUGAUGACGGGUUAGGCUGUGAGAAGAAGAGGCAGUCCUUGUCUGAUGGACCUCAGCCCCCGAAGAAGAAACCCAAAACAACAAACAUAGAACUGCAGGGAGUUCCCAAUGAUGAAGUCCAUCCACUGCUGGGAGUCAAGGGAGAUGGUAAAUCCAAGAAGAAGCAAGCAGGCAGGCCUAAAGGAUCAAAAGGUAAAGAGAAAGAUUCUCCAUUUAAACCGAAACUCUACAAAGGGGACAGAGGUUCUUUACCUCUGGAAGGAGCAGCGAAGGGUAAAGUGCAGGCGGAGCUGGGACAGCCUUUGCCAGCAGGUGGUGGGAUCUCAGAGCUGCUAUGAAGAUACCCUGCCCUCUUCCCCUCCCACAUUUACCCUUAUUUCCUGCAGUGGUAUCAUAAUAUGGAAUAAGGACAAAAUAUUCAGUCAGAUAAUGGACUGACUUUAAGUUAAUAUGGUAAGGACAAGUGACCUGGCUGCCUAUGGACACAGGAAUCAGUUUUUUAAAAGAAGCAAAAUUAUGGAAGAGGAAUUUUUUUUUCUCCCUGAUCUUUUUUCUUGUGAACAGUGAAGGAACAUGGAAAGUGGAUUUGUACAGAAUCUACGGGAAGGAAACUGUUUUUUGCUUAUUAAGCCACUUAAAGUUCCCAAACAUAUGAAGGGUUCUUUCAGAGGAUAAGACCCCUUCCUUCAAGUUGAGGCCUUCUAAGAGUUUCUGAACACUAAUGACCUGUCAUGCUGUUGUGGAUCUUGGCACAUUGCUAAUGGAUUGUUUCUAAUUGAAAAAAUUACUUGAUGCGUCAUUUUAUUUUCUCUGUUAUCCACUUUGGCUUGCAGUGGGUUUGUAGGCAUGCUGUUAAAGCUUAGUUUUCCAUUGUAUAGCUUUCCAAGUUGACCUACUUUUUGAAGGUUUGGAAUGGACACAUGGAGUCUCAAUCAGCCCAGAGGAUGACAAGGUUAUAAAGGUGUUACAAGAAAUCAGUGCUGAUUACAAGAACAAAGGAAAGAGUAAGAGCAGCAGCCAUUUAUGUAGAUAAAAGAAACAGAAUGAUAUGGAGCAACACAUCUGCUCAUUAUACUCCCAAGGUUCAUUCAUAGCCCAGAGAUGCUUGUUCUCCUUUCUACCACUUCAGAACAUGCAAGAAGAAUGAGCAUCUUCUUAGAGGUGAUAAAUACACUUCAGACAGAACAUGAAACCAUAAUGAGGGAAAGUUUGUGCUUUUACUCUGUGUCCUGUCUAAAGCUAUCCAGAGAUUUGGGUUUUGUUGCUGGGCAUAAUGUUUGAAAAGGUUGCUUUCGUAUUUCUGUGCAUGUAUAUUUUCAAUCCAAAUUCAUAUUAAUCUCUGAACUCAAAGAGGGAUUUUUUUGUUUUUUGAUUUGCUUUAGUGAUUUAGUUUACAGGAAGGCCUGCCCUGUAGAGUUUUUCUUCUUUGAGUUGGUCCUUAUAUUAUGUAGUAUAAUUUAUGACAUCUCUAACUUUGAUAGCUUCCAUGCAACCUUUCUGUGUACAGUUCUGCCACUUAAGCCUACCAGUCUAUCCAAAGAAUGGAAGAUGCUCGGGGCAAAUUGUCCUAUGCCUUUUUGUGGUAUUAUGGAUUCCUGCCUUAUUCUGCAAGUUUUUCCCAUUCAGUAUCCAUGGUUUAUUUUCUUUCAGUUCUUAACAUUCUUUUGUUUCUCCAGACAUAAUGACUGCUUGUUAGUUUUCUGUAAAGUACUGCUGUGAUACUAGCUUAUGUGUUUGUAAAUAAAGAGGUAUGUUUAUUUCUUA